AUGGACCGCAGGGAGCACUUGCACUUCAGGGUCUCCCAGGGUCUGGCUCGGCUCCGACACUCAGGCCUGCAGCCACCUCUGCCCCUGCCUGGUCAACGGUUCAGAGCAGAGUCCCAAAAGGCCCCACUCCUGGCCACCUGCCCUAUAGGCACCCUCUGCAGGUGGCACUUAUCCCAUCACCUGGAACCCCCAACCUCUGAGCGCGCCUCCUCAGCCUCCAGCUGCUCUUGGAUGCUGGGCUCAGGCUUACUGUGUCACCAGGAGUCCAAAUUUGAGUACUGCUGGUUAAUGUCUCUGACGCACCAGGUGGACAUGCCCAAACCUGAGCCAAGCAGCGGCCCUCCCAGAACUCCAACCGCCACGGCAGGGGGACUGAAGCCAGGGGCAGAUGCAGCCCGCCUGCUGCCAGCCUGCCCUGAGCUGCGUUUAACAGUUAACCUCACUCCCCAUCCCGUUUAUCUCCCGGGCAGGGGCCCAGUUCCAUUCACCUACCCAGGCAUGCCCCAAGCCAAGCAGGGAGUGGCACCCCGCCCCCUCCCCGCCUCCCUCUGGCUCCGCACCCACUGCGCGCCGGCCUUGGGGGCGCUGCUGGGCCGGCGGGCCGGGCCCGAGGCGGGCUCGGCUGCGGGCUGCGGGCCUGCGCCCUGCGAGCGCCGGGUGCGCAGCCUCCGCGAGAUCCAGUCCACGCUCCGCGAGCAGCCGCCCGAGCGCGCCAGGCGAGAGAAGGAGCUGCUCAGGUGUGACCCGGGCCUUGAGGGGUCCCUCCUUACUGACAUCCUCUACAGGGACGUGGCCUUCUUGAACCUGGUGGACCCCAUCUCCUAUGACCUGCUUGGGAACCUGGCCUGGGACCUGCAGUGCCCCAAGAAGGACAAUGAUCUCUGAAAGUUCUUGGACAAGAUAGGCCAGCAGCUCAUUUACCACCUCACCCCUCAUUCUAAGCAGCAGCGAGGGGCCAGCCUGCCCUGGAGGAGGAGCCAGAGCUGCCUCAAGCGCAGACUGCAGAAGACUCUGCAGGCAGGAGAGACUGUGGACCUUUCAGGUAUCUCUCUGUUGGCACGAGGUGUGCAUCAUGUAACAUGCUACCUGGGUAGCCACGGCACUGGGCUGGCGGUGCUGGACCUGAGCUUCACAGGGCUGAGUGACGAGCUGCUAUGCCAGCUGCUGCCCAGCCUGUGGACGCUGCCUCGCCUCACCCAGCUCCUGCUCGACGGCAGCCGGCUGACACAGGCCACCACGCGUGAGCUCACUGAGGCCAUCAAGGACACCGCCAAGUUCCCGGCGCUGGCCUGGGUAGAACUGGGCAACAACGUGGACGUGGCCUUCCUGCCCCAGUCCCUCUCACUCCCCACCAUCUACAAGGGCCUGGACCUCAGCCCUGCAGGUGGCACAGCUGAGGGCCCAGCCCCUGCCUCCACUUGGGGUUCUGCAGCUGCCAGGCCAGGACCCAAGCCACAGGCCUGCUGCACCAGGUGACCUGCCACCCACUGGGGUUACCACUGCUAUGCACAGUGCUUUCAAGCUCAUGGGACAAAAGGACAGCAGGUGAUGGAAGCCCAGGGGGAUCCACAGUUCCCCAGAGGUCCAGCAUAGGGGCUCAACCUAGGAUUAGAAGGACCGAAGGAAAAUGGGCUCAUAGGAUGCUGGGUGGUCAGGCCAGGCUGGAGUCUCAGACUUCACUUAGCACAAGGGUCUGUGGCACCUGCAGUGUGGACCCUAUGAUAAAGGGUGAUGCCCCAUCUCAACCUUUCUGCAGCGACCACCUCUGCUAUUGGGGUGGGGACAAGGGGCAGGUCCUCCAUGGAGACCACGGCGUGGGGGUCCUGGUGAGGGACUGGGGAGUCAGAAGAGUCCUUCAGGGACCAAGCCCUCACAUCUGGGCAGGGCUUGGGCUCCUUAAGAAGGGGAGCCAGUGGGGAGCCUGUUUGGAGCCCGAAGAAGGACGAAGCUCUGGAGAGAGCCCCACAAAGAGCUCAGGUUGGAGCCCAGGCCACCAACCCACACCUUUGGGCUGGGGACAGUGAUGUGUAGACUGGCAACAAGAGCCACGGCAGCCUUGAGUGGGAGGACUGGGCACUCGUCUCCCACAGGGUACACACUGCACUGCGUGCCGCCCCCGGGAGCCAGCCUCCAGGCCUCCUGCACUGGGUCAGCAGACGGCCCUGCAAGAUUAGAAGACGCACCAGCCAGAGACAAAGAGCUUGUGUGUUCCCCUCCCUGUAGGAGGACAUGCAGGGGGGAGGUGGGCAUAGCCAGCAGCAGGGGGCCUAGGGCAGAGCAGUCCCAGGUAGGGAGGCUCUCCCUCCCUAAGUACCAUGAGAGUGGGCUCCCAGCCAGAAGAACAAUACAGGGUGGCCCUCACAGUCCUGUGAAGGGGAGUUGGAGUUCAGCCCAGCUGAGAGACAGAGAGGAAAGAAACGAAUAAAGCGAUACGGGGGGGAAACUGAGGCAUGAAGCGGGGAAGCUACUGCCAAGCCAGGGUAGAGCCUGGGGGCACUGGGACCCUGCUGGACAAGGAGAGACCCCAAGGCCAAAAAGAAGCCAGGAGCCUCCCUGGGCCCACCAGCCCCGACCUUCCCUGACAAGUUGGGCCCGCAGUGGACGGUGAGGGGCACCCAUCCCCUAUGGGGCACAGAUUCCAGCACAUCCAAGGCCAGCUAGAUGAGUAACUUGGACCAGAAGGGCGAUAACCGAAGAGGUGUGAGGAUGGGAGGCCUCAGGUCACAGGAAAGGAGUGUCCUUAGGCCCCUGAUCUCACUGCUUUAGAUGAACUCCUUAGCUUGAGGCUGUGGGAAAAGUGCAAAGAUCCCUUCCGACAGUUCUCAAGAAGAAAAGGAAAGAAUGAAAGAAAAAAAAAAGUGCUAAGAGCACACAGUUCUGCCUGGCUCUGGUCCUGACUCCCGGUGGGACCUGGUCAGGCCCCUCCCUCUCCCAGGUCACUCCUUUCUCCCCUGUUAAACAAGGCCUACCUCUACUGGGUGCUCCAUCCUGGAGGCCUGGUCCCCUCCCAGCUCCCUUUCUUUCAAAGACAAGGGCAUGCCCAGUGGCUCAGAAGCCACAGAGUGUUUCCCUGUGUCCCUAUACUGGAAUGGGGUUCAGGCUCCCCAGAGAAAGGCAAAGCCAGGUGGAAAGUGGGAGGCACCUGCAGAGAGUCAACGGCUAGGAGAGCCGGGCCGCCCGUCAGGCUGAUAAACCUGUCACAUGCAGGCAACUGAGUUCUCCCUGCCCAUCCUGUUGGAGAAAUGUCAAACUCUGCUUCCUCCUGCCCUCCUCUCUCCCUGCCCACCUCUGGCCAGAAGCCAGCAUGUUCACCCUCAAAUGGCACUGGCCAGAGAUUCCUACCAGGAUGGUGUGUGAGGACCCAAGCUGGUGUCCCAGGCGAGCCCUGGAAAAGUCCAGGCGGCAGCAGAUGGUCUCAGUCUUUCCACCUCUUGGGCAGAGGCAUACGACAAAAUAGCCAAGCUGGAGCCUUCAACAGCUAAAGAGAAGUGGGGAAGCUCGGCUUCACUGCUGUGCAGGUGUCCAUAGCUCUUCAAGGAGGACCCUCAACAUCCGGGCCUCAUGACCACCAGCAAGACCUUCUACAGGCCCUGACAUUGAGCUCCAAGAAGCAGCGUUUUAUGCCUCCCACAGCCUGGUUGGGCAGAGAGCACCAGCCAGGACAACUCCAGCCAGAGCUCCAGACAGAGGAGGAGGAAGCAGGUGGGCCACGCCUAGGCGCGUCCUCCUCCAGGCCCAAUCUUGGAGGCAGACAGCCUGGCCUUGGUCCCAGCUCCGUCACUUGCUGGCACUGUGGUCCUCUCAGGGCCUCUUCCCUCCUCUUGGGAAUUGAGGUACACCAAGCCCCCCUUUUCCCGCAUGAGUGAUGACUGCCAUGGUGGUGGUGGGGGUGGUAGGCACUCUUCGGUAUCAGCAGGGCCUCCAUCCAGGGCUCUCUGAGUGGCAAUGGCAGGAGCCAUUGCCGCCUCCCAAGUAGCUGGGACUGCAGGAGCCCGCCACAAGCCCUGGCUAUUUUUUUGUUGCAGUUUGGCAGGGGUCAGGUUCGAACCCACCACGCUCCGUAUAUGGAGCGGGCACCCUACCCACUGAGCCACAGGUGCCGCCCCAGCCAUUUAUUUAUUUAGCAAGCACUUUUGUAACCUCUCUCCCAGCUAGGUACUGUUCUGAUAGCUUUACCUCUGUUUUCUAAGUGAGUCAACUAAGGCAGGAAGAGGCUAAGUGACUUGUCCAGUCGGAAGGGGAGGAGCUGGAGUGAGCCCCUGUAGCCCAGCAUCAGUCUGUGACAUUAACCACUCUCCUACAGCCAUUCUAGGGACUGUCACUGGGGCUUGGUGUGCCCCCGGAUUCACCUAAAGGGACAAGCCCCUUCCAAAGAGGCCAUUGGAGGCUGGAGGAGCACUGUGGUCCUGUUGUAGGGAACAGACCUCCAGCAACACUGUUCCUGGAUUAAGACCAGUCAGGACACCCACCCUAUCCUGGGCCUCUCAUGCAGAUAGGUGGGUUCCCAGCCUACACAAACCCAGGCACUGCCUCCCUAGAAACGCAGUCUCCUCCCUGGGGCUCGGCCUCCUCAUGCCUAAGCCUUCCUCGUGGGGAUGCUGAGAAGAACAAAAGGAAACAUAAGAGAUGUCGUGCUCCACGGGACCAAUGUGACCUACACUUGAGAACUUUUCUGUUCUGGUAUCACCAGCCACUGUUCACCCGAACGGCCAUUUCCUGCAGGGCGCUGCUGGUCAGGCCCUUAUCAAGGUGGGAGGAGCCUAUGUAAGGACAUCUGGAGAUUGUUUAUUCAUGUCCAAGGCCUAUUGUCAUAGAUAAGUCGGGGAACUGGACUCCACUGUUCCGGGCAAGGACCCAGGGCACUCUGUGCACCAGCUGAAGUGUCGACUAGCUAUAAAUUCAGUCUACAGUGAAAAUGCUUUGAAGAUAGAACCACUUUAAGAUAGGGGGAUAUUGUGUAACCUCAUAACCUAUGAGGGGGAAUCUGUUUAAUGUAUACUACGAUGAGUAAUAACAUUGCCAAUGUUUACUUUUACUGUAAGCAUAAAAAGUGAUAAAGGGAAAGAGGAGGGCGGAGCAGUUCUUUGGGGAGAUAUCCCUACUGCUCCCGGAAUUGCUGGAUUUUCUGUAAAUAAAAAUGAAACUGUU
Nycticebus coucang (slow loris) is the source of this 5148-nucleotide messenger RNA. RefSeq names its product leucine rich repeat containing 75B (gene LRRC75B). The record is from RefSeq and is a predicted model, not a curated record. NCBI's taxonomy places the organism in Eukaryota, Metazoa, Chordata, Mammalia, Primates, Lorisidae.